AUGCCACACGAAGAGCCUCAUAUAGUUCGACGUCGUGCUAUUUUAAAAAAAUAUCCUUAAAUAAAAGAAUUGUAUAAAAAAGAUCCAAUAAGUGCCUAUUUAGCAAUUAUAGUAACUUCUAUUUAACUUUGUAUUGCCUAUUUUAUCUAAAAUACUUCUUGGCCAAUUUAUUUAUCAACAAUUUAUGUAUUUGGUGCCUCCUUGAACCAUACAAUGUUCGCAUUAUUGCACGAUUUAACACAUUAUACAGCAUUCGAAAAUAUAAAUAUAAACCGUUUUAUGGCUUUUAUAACAAAUAUUACAUCAUGUAUUCCAUCAGCAAUGGCUUUUACACAUUAUCAUAGAGAACAUCAUUUAGAUUAAGGAAAUCCUUAAAGAGAUGCUGAUUUACCAACACAAUGGGAAAUAAAUACUUUUAAUACUCCAAUAAGGAAGAUUUUUUUUUUAUUUUUUCAUAUUCUUUUUUAUGCAAUUAGACCUCUAUAUAUAAAUCCAAAAGGAAUUAAUAUGCCUGACAUUCUAAAUUUUGCAUUUAUUAUGUCUACAGACUAUCUUAUUUACACUUAUAUUGGUCCUUAUGCUUUAUUAUACCUAUUACUAAGCGGAUUUUUUGCACUCGGACUACAUCCUUUGGCAAUGCAUAUAAUUGCGGAACAUUAUGAAUUUGUGAAAGGACAAGAAACAUAUAAUUAUUUUGGUAUAUCGAACUUUUUCAACCUUAAUUUAGGUUAUCAUACAGAACAUCAUGAUUUUCCGAUGGUUCCUUGGAGAUCUUUGCCAAAAAUAAGAAAGAUUGCACCAGAAUUUUAUUAAGAUUUACCUUUUCAUACUAGUUAUUUGAAAGUUGCUAUUUAAUAUAUUUUCGAUAAUGAAAUUGGACCGUAUUCAAGAAUUGAUACUACUAAUUUAAAGAUUAAAAAAUAAUGAUAAUAUUAAAUAUAUAAAAUAAUAUAUAUAAAAAAAUAUAACUUUUAGGAUUUUUUUUAUUAAUUAUAAAAAAAUAU
Messenger RNA from Ichthyophthirius multifiliis, 1004 nucleotides. RefSeq lists its product as hypothetical. Gene Ontology annotation, molecular function: sphingolipid delta-4 desaturase activity. Lineage: Eukaryota; Ciliophora; Oligohymenophorea; Hymenostomatida. Gene Ontology annotation, biological process: ceramide biosynthetic process. The transcript has 2 exons. The record is from RefSeq and is a predicted model, not a curated record.